AUGGUGGAAUCCGAGCCGAAGGUCCCCUCAAGCGCUGCCAUGCCAAAAGGGUAUGGGUUUCUACCCAAGGGGGACCCAUACCGCACUGGACUGUGUCGCCGGCUAACCCAAGCGGCAGGGAGGCAGGUGUACGUCGUUGUCAAUAAGAGACGAGGAGCGGUCGGCAUCAGGGCGCCGAAACACAUAAUCAACGAGGUGCACGAAAAGGACCGCGCGACGAGAGGGGAUCGUCGCGCGGCUGUAGAGAAACGGGACGUUGCAACGCGGUCAGAUUUCGAGGUCGCGGUUCUACGUGUGUUUCCCAGAAUCCCUCCACACGAUCUGGAAAAAGUCCUAGACCGAGCGCUUAAGAAGCGAAGUGGGAGAGUUGGCCGGACGGCAAAGUUAACGGUCGAGGCCAAGGCAAGGCUCGCUGUCAUCGCGCACAUCAGGCACAAUCACACCGAGUAUGACAGUCUUCUCAAACAGAAGGAAAAGUCACGAGGAUUAGCGAGGAACGAUAUUGCUCCCAAGCUUAAACAAAUUUGCGGCGAAUGGGGGGGAAGAGCCGAGAGCGAUGCUGCCCACAUUAACGAGGCAUCUAUAUCGGCAACGCGAGGAUCAGGCCGAACCAACCAAGGUAAUACGAGAAUUUCGCGGCGAGCUCGAAGAUCUGCCGCUGAUCUUCUUAAACGAAAGGAUGUAGAGGAACAAUGCACCACGGAUGCAAAACCAUGCACACACGCCAAUAACGGCCAACUCACUGCAAGAGAUCCUUCACGGGGGCAGAACAGGAAACGGAUUAGGAAGAAGGAGACAGUGCCUUCGGAACCUGUGACAGGAACCAAAACAAGGCAGGAAACGAGGCAGACCCGAAAUACCAGCAACCUCGACAAGGCUAAGCUUCUAGGUCCUGAUGAUCUGAUCAUUAUUUCUAGUGAUGAAAGUGAUCUGGCAGACCCCGAGGUUGAUACCGACACAGAAGGAGAAUCCGAUAAUUCGUUUAUCGUGGGUAAUUAUUCCGACCAUUUCAUGGAUGAGGACUGGGAAAUUGAUCUGGAUUCGGAUUCAGAUGAAGUGAUGGAAGACAGCGAGCAAUAG
Clonostachys solani is the source of this 1080-nucleotide messenger RNA. Lineage: Eukaryota; Fungi; Ascomycota; Sordariomycetes; Hypocreales; Bionectriaceae. The record is from the annotation of a GenBank genome assembly.